CCUAUCGCAUAUCUAAUCAGAGUCUAAGAUCGAAUUCAUAUAUCGAAUUCAUAUCCACCCGUCUAUAACCAAAACAAUCACCACAACACAUCACAUACAAAAUGAAGCUCCUCCUCUCCACUCUUUUCCUGGCCGCGCUCGCGCGCGCCCAGGACAACAACAACGACAACUCGCUCGGUGACAACAUCGGCGAUAUUGUUGACAACGUCACCUCGGGUGCCGAGGAUGUCGGCACCGCCAUCUCGACCGACUUUGCGUCCGCCACCGACUCCCUCACCAACCUCCCGACCGACGUCUCUUCCUGGGCUGAAUCUGUCGCUUCCGACGCCUCCUCGUGGGCGACCGAUGCCUCGACGGACGCUGAGUCUGCCUGGAGCUCUGCCACCUCUGUCGGUGAGAGUCUCUUCUCUACGGCGACAUCAGACGUCUCGUCGGCUCUCGACAGUAUCUCGUCGUCCGUCAGUGAUGCGCUCACUUCGGCGACCGACAGUGUGACGACCACUGUGGAGACAACCACUACCGGCAGUGAUGGCUCGGCCACCACGACCACUACGGAAAUCACCACUUCUGCGACGGACGAUGCGAGCGCCACGCAGAGCGGCGAUGAGUCUGAGCCGACCGAUUCCGACGAUGUCGCCGCCUACGCGACCCCAUUCAUGGGCGUUGCCGGAAUCAUGGGCGUCAUGGGCGUUGUUGCUGCCCUGUAAAGCGAGUCUGAGUGCACGACAGCCGCAGCAUGUUAUUUCCAGCACAUAUCGCGAUAAAAUUAAUCCAAUCUCUGAAGAACGGAGAUUAUGAGUGAGCAUUGGUACAUUGGUACAUAAUGAUUGAUGUCGCCUGUCUUUUGAUGUAAAUCGCAUACUACAACCCCGUUCGUCGAUGUAUACAUACAAUCUUUUUUUUCAGCCCGAUUGGGCGCAAGUACGAAUUAACGAUCCUUACCUCAAUGU
Aspergillus nidulans FGSC A4 is the source of this 950-nucleotide messenger RNA. Its product is annotated as putative GPI anchored protein. The record is from RefSeq and is a predicted model, not a curated record. The transcript has a single exon. Bases 102 to 707 code for a protein of 201 amino acids. Lineage: Eukaryota; Fungi; Ascomycota; Eurotiomycetes; Eurotiales; Aspergillaceae.